AUGGGCAAAAAGCGCGUUCUUGUCGGUUACGGUGUUGACAUUGACGCAGUAGCCGGCUGGCUAGGCUCAUACGGAGGAGAGGACAGCGUAAACGACAUCAGUCGAGGUCUCUGGGCAGGACACGUCGGCACACCCCGCGUGCUAAAACUAUUCGAAAAGUACAACAUCAAAGCAACAUGGUUCAUCCCAGGACACACGCUGGACACCUUCCCUGAAGAAUGCGCAAUGGUCAGGGAUGCCGGCCAUGAGAUCGGGUUACACGGCUACUCGCACGAGAAUCCCUGCGACUUGUCCACUGAGCAACAACGCGAUAUCCUCGACAAGACAUACAAGAUGUUGACGGACUUUUGCGGAAAGCCACCGCGCGGAAUUGUCGCGCCGUGGUGGGAGGCCAGUGCAGAAAUGGUUGAGCUCUUGCUCGCUUAUGGGAUUGAAUAUGAUCAUUCCAUGUCCCAUGAGGAUUGCCAAAUGUACUGGCUGCGGACUGGAGAUACGUGGACAAAGAUUGACUACAAGCAAAAGGCCGAGACUUGGAUGAAGCCUCUGAUCAAGGGUAAUUCAACGGGUCUUGUGGAGAUUCCAGGUAGUUGGUAUAUUGAUGAUUUGCCACCGAUGAUGUUUAUCAAGAAUUCAGCGAAUAGUCAUGGAUGGGUAAAUCCGCGGGAUGUUGAGGAUAUUUGGAAGGAUCACUUUGACUAUUUCUAUCGAGAGUACGAUGAGUUUGUUUUCCCUAUGACAAUUCAUCCUGAUGUUUCUGGUCGGCCUCAUGUGUUACUCAUGCACGAAAGCCACGAGGGAGUGGAGUGGGUGACCUUCGAGAAAAUGUGCGAUGAGUUCAAAGGAAAGAACCAGCCACCUCCAGGUGCACUCAUGCCAGCUUCUCCCGGUGCGAUUGCAAAUGCAGAGGUAGAGGGAGAGAAACAGAAAUAA
Molecule: messenger RNA, 930 nt
Organism: Penicillium digitatum Pd1
Lineage: Eukaryota; Fungi; Ascomycota; Eurotiomycetes; Eurotiales; Aspergillaceae
Source: RefSeq, a predicted model, not a curated record